Laetiporus sulphureus 93-53 is the source of this 3718-nucleotide messenger RNA. RefSeq lists its product as uncharacterized. Gene Ontology annotation, cellular component: Tec1p-Ste12p-Dig1p complex; nucleus; Ste12p-Dig1p-Dig2p complex. Gene Ontology annotation, molecular function: DNA-binding transcription factor activity. The record is from RefSeq and is a predicted model, not a curated record. The transcript is spliced from 4 exons. Lineage: Eukaryota; Fungi; Basidiomycota; Agaricomycetes; Polyporales; Laetiporaceae. Gene Ontology annotation, biological process: sexual reproduction; regulation of DNA-templated transcription. Bases 255 to 3638 code for a protein of 1127 amino acids.
CCUCCUAAUCGCGCGACUAUCCGCACGCUGUCCUCCCCGUCUUCCCCCUCUACCCCUACUCAGCGCUCUAUUUGAUAAUAAUCGGCCGCGCACGCUUCUGCUUUCGUUCCCCGUCGUGGUCCUUGCAUGUUCUGAACCGCGCCCGGUCCGCAUCUGCAUUUGAAUUGUCGCGGCACCUCCAGCAUAACUUAUAGCAUACCGACCGAAGUACUCAUUACCGCAUCCCACAUCAAAUCUACAUACGCUCAGCCCUAAUGGACAUGGACACGUCUCCCGCAUAUCCGAUCCAGGACCCACUGCAGCAUGUUCCCAUGGACUUGACAUCCUCAUCAGCUCCGUACUCCCACCCGCCCUCCGCAUCCUCCUCAACGCACUCUUCCCCGCACCAGUUCCACCCGCGGCCGAUGCAGACGACACCUGGCUUCUCGCCGCACCAGCAAUACGCGCAUACACGGCAUCACUCACGCGUCUCCAGCGCUGGCUCUGCCACGUCUCUGCACAUCUCAACCAUGGCCGCUGGCUCGCAUGAACACGAGCUCGACGAGCAGACCGCGCACCCCUUACGUGUCAACGGACAGUCGAGCGUCGACAUGCUGGUCGAGAACGAGCAAGGUCACGAACGUGGUCAAGCCAAUGGGGAGGCAGAGACUCGGAAUGGAGACACGGACGCAGAAACAGACACCCGGGACAGUUCGCCUGGAGGAUCAUCGUCCUCCAUCGUCGACGCAAUGGCAGACGGACAAGGGCUCUCGCGUCCGCUGACACAUCAUGAGCGCGAGAACAUUACACAUCUCGACCGGCUAAAGUUCUUCCUCGCCACUGCGCCUUCACGUUGGUCCUCCAACCCCUCCGACCCGUCCUCCUCCCAGGCUGUCCCUCCCGGCCAUCCAUCCUCUCCCCACCCCGCACUCAACCGCUUCCUCUUGCCCAGCUCCGAGUUCGUCUCAUGCGUGCUCUGGGGCGGCCUGUACCACAUCACGGGGACGGACAUCGUCCGUGCGCUCGUGUUUCGGUUUGAGGCAUUUGGGAGGCCUGUGCGGAACAUGAAGAAGUUUGAGGAAGGUGUAUUCAGCGAUCUGCGGAACCUCAAGCCGGGCGUGGAUGCGUGCUUGGAGGAGCCCAAGUCGCCAUUCCUGGACUUGCUCUUCAAGUACCAAUGUAUCCGCACGCAGAAAAAGCAGAAGGUGUUCUACUGGUUCUCCGUCCCGCAUGACCGGCUCUUCCUCGAUGCGCUUGAGCGUGACCUCAAACGCGAGAAGAUGGGUCUUGAGCCGACGACCGUCGUCACGGGCGAGCCCGCGCUGUCAUUCACGUACGACCCGAAGCGCUCGCUGUAUGAGCAGUUCAGCAAGGUUCAGAAUGACGGCGAGGGCGAGCUCGAGGCCGCCGUGCGCGUCGCGGAGGAGGGCUCGGAGGGCCAGUCGCAGUCAGAGAGUGAGGGCGAGAAGGGCAAGGAGAAGGAGCGGCCAAAGAAGGCAACGGGUCCGAACUCGCCGUUCUUCUCGAUGUUCUCACUCUUCGAGGGCUCGCCGACGUACAAGCAGCGGAGAAAGAAGGUCGGCCGACAUCCAAGCUCAUCUGCCGUACGGCGCUACGGACCUGGAAGUGGGAACGGGACGAUGACGGGCGAGAUGUACGUGGAUGAAUACGGCCAGGCGUUUCCGCUAUCUGCCCCGCAACCUUUCGGGUCGAUGUCAAUACCCUCGCGAGUGCCGGAACCGCAGCUGGACAGAUUCGGACGGGAUAUAACGCGCAUGAGCGCGGCGGAGAUGUUCAAUAAGCAGGCGCAGGGCGACUUUGGCGGACAGAGCAAUCCGGAUCUGGUUGCGAGCCAGAAGGAGCGGCAGCGGCGGGCGAUUGAAGCGCAGUUGGUGGCACAAGGGCAGUUUGGAGGCCUCUCGAGGGCACCGAGUGUCCAGCCGGGUCCGUCGCAGUUUGCCCCAGGAAAUGCGAGUGCGAAUGGGAGCAUGCAAGCAUCGUUGUUGAUGCAGGGCACAUCAUCGCCGGCGGGGAGCCCGAUGGUCGUGGCACAGCAGUUGUAUCAGCCUUCGCCUAUGCAGCACCGUCCGAACCUCGAAGCUCGGCAUACACUGCCAUCGUCCACGCAUACGUCGAUGUCUUACCAGCAGCAGCCUGCCCUUCGACCAGACUCGACCGCUUUCCCGCAUGCAAACGUUUCAUUCCCUAACGGAUGGCCGCCAUCUGCGCCCGCUGCAAGACCCACCGCGGCGCCGGCGCAGCGCUCGACGAAGGCGUUCGUCUGCCCGCUGUACUUGUGCGGGCGGAUGUUCAAGCGGAUGGAGCACCUGAAGCGGCACCUGCGCACGCACACGCUCGAACGGCCGUACCAAUGCCAGCACUGCUCGAAGCGCUUCUCGCGCUCGGACAACCUCAAUCAGCAUAUGCGUACGCACAUGCGCGUCGGGUCGGAUGGCGCGAUGGUGCUCGUCCUCCCUGAGAGCGGUUCGAAUGGCGUGUCGGACGCGGAGAGCGAGGAGGUGGACGAGCUCGAGGGCGACGAUGCCGCCGCGUGGGAGAUGCACGGCGUCGCUGGUGAAUACAUCAACGGCGUGGGCCAGAUCGGGAACGUGCAGAUGUACGAGGUGGAGGUGCAGGGGCCGGUGCAGGAGGUACAAGGCGACGAGGAGGGACUCGUGAUGCCCACGGGCCCGGUCAACCCCGCGGCGACGGCGACGGCGAUGGACACCGCCGGGGAGGAGGGCCACAGCCAGGGCCAGGACGCGUAUUACACCGCGGAGUCGAUGGCGCAGAUGACGCGCGAUUCUCCUGAGCAGCAUGGCGCAUAUGGGACCAUGAGCACGCAUUCCUCCCCGGGUGGGCAGUGGACGACGAUCCUGCGGCCCGAGUCGAGCAUGAGCGUGUCGUCGUAUGCGGCGGCGCCUUCGCAAUCCCAGCAGCACGUCCGGAUGGGCUCGGUGUACGGGUCUUCGAGCGAGUACGUCACUUCGAUAUCGGCGCCGUCGCACAAGGCAACGUUCGACCAUGCGACGCUGUACCCUCAGGAUCUGGAGCUGACUGGCCCGGGACCGAUCAGAAGGCAUCGGAGCGCGACGCCUUCAGUGCCGAAGUUUGGCGAGGCGAUCAGGAGGCCGUUCUCUGCGGCCUUGUCGGACCAUGGCACGGCCAAUGUUGCGGGGCAGCGCUCGUUCCAUCCGUAUGCUGUCUCUGGGCACUAUUCAGCGGAAUCGAGUCCGAUGGCGUACAGCAUGCAGCUGGCGCAGAACCCGAACGGCCAGAUGGCUGCUUCGGCAAGUCGGUCGCAUUCGCGCUCGAGUUCGGGCAGCCAUUUGCAGGACCAGAUGGCGCAGAUGGUCACGUACGGCCAGCAGCAGCAGGGCGCUGUGCAGGAUCAAGCCAUGUACAUCGCACACAACGCGUCCGCGAUCCCGUCAUUCGCUCCGACAUCAGAUACGACGCCGAUGCAGUACGCUCCGACGGACUCGUACGAGCUCGUCAACACGAUGCAAACGGGAGGAACCUUCCAGCAGAACAUGUCCGUCUACGAGUCGUAUGCGAUGGCGAAUCCUCAGACCGCCCAAUUUAGCGGCACACACCAUUAUGGCGCGGAGACCUAUCCAUCUCUCGCGUCCGGAAAUCCUCAUCAGGUCCUGAUGUGACCUUUUUCUCAAUCUACACUAGACGUACUCAUAAUCUACUCUAAUUUUGCCAAACGCACUAAUUUCGCCCUCGCAAGGUU